CCACCCCAGUUAACACUUGCACCCCAUCACCGUGGUGGCACGGUAUUGUUCAAUUUCCCCAAGUUAGCAUGCCCUUCGUCAAGGUCUCUAAGAACAAGGCUUAUUUCAAGCGCUACCAAGUCAAGUACCGUCGUCGCCGUGAAGGCAAGACCGACUACCGCGCCCGCAAGCGUCUGAUCACGCAAGACAAGAACAAGUACAACUCGCCCAAGUACCGCCUUGUCGUGCGCAUCACCAACAAGCGCGUGAUCGCCCAAAUCGCGUACGCCGAAAUCGACGGCGACAAGAUCUUGACCUCUGCGUACUCUGAUGAACUCAAGCGCUACGGGUUGAAGGCUGGUUUCAAGAACUACGCCGCUGCGUACGCCACGGGUUUGUUGGUCGGCCGCCGCUUGUUGAACAAGCUCGGCUUGGACGGCGACUACGAAGGCAACACGGAAGUGGAUGGCACCGUCGUCAAGACCGAAGCCAACGGCCGCACGUACUACGUGGCCGAAGUCGCCGACGAGAAGCGCCCUUUCCGCGCGUUCUUGGACGUGGGUCUCCGCACGACGUCGACCGGUAACCGCGUGUUUGGUGCGUUGAAGGGCGCCACCGAUGCCGGUUUGGAUAUCCCCCACAGCGAAAAGCGUUUCCCCGGUUACGACCGCGACGCCAAGUCGUACGAUGCCGAUGUCCACAAGGAACGCAUCUUUGGCGAACACAUUGCCAACCACAUGAAGGAAUUGGAAGAAGAUGACCCGGAAAUGUUCCAAAAGCACUUUGCCCAUUACAUCAAGGCUGGCCUUGGCUCGGACGACAUUGAAGAAAUGUACACGGCCGUGCACGAAGCCAUCCGUGAAGACCCGACCCCUGCGCCCAAGAAGGCGUACACCCCGGACCUCAAGUUCAAGAACACCGCCAAGCGCAGUUUGCAACAACGCAAGGCCCGCGUCGUCCAAAAGAAGGCGCACCAUGCUAAGUUGGCCAAAGCCUAAACACGUUUUGGUUAACAACAACACGGGGAUUUGACAUCUUUGAAUCAA
Aphanomyces astaci is the source of this 1025-nucleotide messenger RNA. RefSeq lists its product as hypothetical. Gene Ontology annotation, biological process: translation; ribosomal large subunit assembly. The record is from RefSeq and is a predicted model, not a curated record. Gene Ontology annotation, molecular function: structural constituent of ribosome; 5S rRNA binding. The transcript has a single exon. Gene Ontology annotation, cellular component: ribosome; cytosolic large ribosomal subunit. Bases 69 to 977 code for a protein of 302 amino acids. NCBI's taxonomy places the organism in Eukaryota, Oomycota, Saprolegniomycetes, Saprolegniales, Verrucalvaceae.